Molecule: messenger RNA, 1880 nt
Organism: Carica papaya (papaya)
Lineage: Eukaryota; Viridiplantae; Streptophyta; Magnoliopsida; Brassicales; Caricaceae
Product: Peptide chain release factor 2
Biological process (GO): translational termination
Cellular component (GO): cytoplasm
Molecular function (GO): translation release factor activity, codon specific
Source: RefSeq, a predicted model, not a curated record
UUGCCCCAAGACCGGUUGUCGAAGAAAAAUGUCAUCUUUUAAGAUCAAACUAUCACGUUGUUGUUCUUCAAUUUUCUGUCAAAUCUCUAGAAACAAAGCCAGGACUCUCUGCUCUUCGCAAAUCCGCAGUCUACAUGAUUCAAAACAAGACCAAAUUGAUCUGGAUUCUGGAAUUUCUUCCUUUCUGCUCAAAACUAUAAAAAACCCAUCUGUGUCUUCUAGGGUCCUCUCCGGUUCAAGCUUCUUUGGAUCACAAAAUCACCACUUCUUGCCUGUGAAACCAAAAUCCACUGCUAUGUUUUCUGGGUGUGGUGUUUCGAGGAGGAUUGUUCCUCUUUUUUGUCCAAGUUCACUUUUUGGUGUGGAAAGUUCGUGUAGGUCUGAUGAAGGUCUAGAUUUUACCAGAGGGAUUCGUUUCUUCAGUACGCAUGCUGCCAUUGAACCUUCGACGUCUGAUGGUCUUACAGUUGAUCGAAUUGUGGCUAAUCAGUGGACAAUUCUCGAUGAGAGUGAGAGUGAUUGGAAGAGCCAUGCUGCUGCAAUUGCUCAAUCCAUUCAAGUAAUCAAGAGACGUUUGCAGUGGAAGAAACUGACAGUUAGGUUAAAUCUACUGUCUUUGGAACUGAACAAGCCUGAUCUUUGGGAUGAGCCUGUACAUGCUGGGAAAAUCAACCGGGAGCAUGGUUCACUUAUGGGUAAAAUGGGCGAGGUGAAGGCAUUUGAGCGGGAACUACUUGAGCAUAUUGACAUGAUAAAGCUCGCCCGAGAAGAGAAUGACACUGAGUUGGAAGCGGAAUCAGUGAAAGCUUUGCUGAGAAUGAGAAAGCAUUCAAAAGAGAAAGAACUUGAAGCAUUACUCUCGGGCGAGCAGGAUCCUUGCUCUUGUUAUAUAGAGGUCCAAGCUGGAGCUGGGGGUACUGAGAGCAUGGACUGGGCAGCAAUGGUUAUGCAAAUGUAUAAAAUGUGGGCUCGGCAGAGAGGAUACGGAGUAACUGUAGUAGAUGAAAUGCCCGGGGAUAUUGCAGGAAUCAAGCGGGCAACAAUUAAAGUAGAUGGGGAAUAUGCAUUUGGAUAUGCCAAAGCAGAAGUGGGAGUGCAUAGGCUUGUUCGAAUCUCACCAUUUGAUAGUGGAAAGCGAAGGCAUACUUCAUUUGCUGCCGUGGCUGUAAUUCCCAUCUUGGGUGAUGGAAGCACCCAUAUGCAGAUCAACGAGUCAGAUCUCCGUAUUGAGCGAUUUCGAGCUGGGGGCGCUGGUGGCCAGCACGUGAACACAACUGAGAGCGCUGUCCGAAUAGUUCACAUCCCAACUGGAAUAACUGCAACUUGUCAGAAUGAAAGGUCACAGCAUCAAAACAAGGCUUCAGCUAUGGCUGUCCUCCAAUCUCGGCUAGACCAGCUUGAGAUGGCACGCCAGGCUCAGAUGAAUGCUCAGCAUACACAAUCUCUUACUGAGAUCAGUUGGGGAAACCAAAUACGCACUUACGUCCUCCACCCUUACCGCAUGGUUAAGGAUCUCCGAACUAAUUAUGAGGUCUCCGAUCCUGAUUCUGUGCUUGAGGGAGAUCUAGAUGGCUUCAUCUUGAGCUAUUUAUCAGCUUCCUUGGACAAGAAUGAAGAUAACCGCUGAUAUUUAGUUAGUAGGAUGGUAAAAUUCUCAAGGGUUAACAAUUCAAUACUGAAGCUUCCGAUGCAGCCAGAUACUGUUUUCAUAUAGCUUGUGAUCUGGGUGGAUAUAAGUAGAUUGACUCCUGGUCUAAUAUUACAGGCUGCAAAACCAUUGCAAGCUUUGGAUCUUGAGGGCACAUAUAUCAGAUUUGUAUAUUUAUUUUUGGAAAACAUUUUCACCAAACAAUCAUGUCAAUUAGCCAUUUGAUAUCUGA